UCAGGGGAGACGCCCCUUCCACCCCCCGGCGAGGAGCCGACGACCCACCUGAGUGCCCCAUUGGCUGCCGCUGCUGCAAAUCAAUCAGUCAAUCAAUCAAUCACCUCUCCGGAGGCCGGGCUGGCCCGGGACCAACCCGCUUGGAGGCAUGGAAGGGAUAAAGUUCCCUCCUUGCGCAGGGCAGCGGCUGGCGCUCGGGGGUUGAACUUUUGUCUGCGAGUUUUGUGGGCUGGAGUGGGGCAGCAGCUGAGAUCCUUCCUGGCGGGCAGGCCAAGCCAGGGUAGAGGCUGCACUUGAGGAGCUUGGUCAUCUCUCCGGGUUGGCCGGGCGCGUAGAGGAAGAAUUGACGCAGACAAAUUCCUCAGGCUCAAUCAACUUGAAACAAAACAGCAGGAGGAAGGACUCUGGGCUUUGGUGAUUGUGUAUUCUCCUUGGCCCAGAUGGGGAGAUGCUGAGAGGCAGCCCUGCCCUCCCCAACCCCUGCAGUGAGGGCUGGGGUGCGUUCUGCUCUGACCAGGACCUGUAAUGGGUCUCCUCCUGAAGCUGAGAGGAACAGGAAGAAGACCAGAAAGGAUGUCGUCCUCAGCCCUAGGAAACGAGAGCUCCGAAGGCUUUGAGGAUAACCUCUAUACCAGCUGGUAUAUUGACGAACCAGCAGGCGAAGAGACGUCCCCACCAGAUGAGUUCAUUCCCAACUGCCAACCCACAAUCCCGCUCAGCCUGUUCCACACCUGCAUGGCGCCCUUGUCGCUGGCCACGAUGCUCACACUGACUCUGCUGGUGAAGCGCCGGCGGCUAUCCAGAGAGUGCUGGACUGGGGUGCCUGGGCUGUUAAGCCCUGUGAAUUUUCUAGAAGAGGAAGGGCCCCGGGGCCCAGCUGCUGCGGUGUUUGGGAUCCUCUUCAGUUCGCUGUGUGUGCUGGUCCUGGCCGAGAACCCCAUGCCAAUGUUGACUCACACCUCUGCUGCUGGACGAGAGUUUUGGAAGAUUAUUGCUUUGCUGUAUUAUCCUGCCUACUACUAUCCUCUAAUUGCCUGUGCCACAGUCAGACACAGAGUUGGUUACAUCCUUGGCUGCUUGCUGUCCUGGACCCACUGUGGGGUUCUUAUCUGGCAGAAAGUGGAGUGCCCACAGUCCCCAGAGAUCUACAGGUAUUACUCUCUUCUAUCCCAUCUUCCUAUCAUCUUGUUCCUCCUCUUCCUGAGUUUCUGGUACCCAAAACUUCUGCUGAAGAGCUUUACUCAGAAGAGAACAUCGGCUGGUUUGGAGAUGCCUGGAAACCAUUAUUACCAAGAAUACCUCAAACAUGUCCUUGAUCCCAGAAAGCAGAGGGGCAGUUCCAGCCUCACCAAGCAGACCCUUGCCUCCAGGCUCAUCGCCUUCCUAGGCUCUUACCUCUACGCCCCCCAGCAAGGUUUCCGACUUCCUUUGCAGCUGAUCAUCUCAGCUACCUUGGUUGUCGUGGCUAUUUAUCAGGUAGCCCUGCUUCUCUUGGUGGUUUUCAUCCCUACCAUGCAGAAGGUGAGGGCAGGGAUCACGGAAGACAUUGCCUUCCUGUUGGCAGGGUUUGGUGUCAUCCUUUCAGAAGACAAGCAGGAGGUGAUGGAGUUAGUGAAGCAUUACCUGUGGGCUCUGGAAGUGUGUUAUGUCUCAGCUCUGGUUCUCUCCUGCUUGGUGACCUUCUUCAUGCUGAUGAGCUCUCUUGUGGCACACAGAGCUAAUCUGAAAGCGUUGUACCGAGGGGCCAAGCUAAGCGUGUUCUGCCGUCCCCGGAAUGUGCGUCCAUCCCGAAUGGCUCUCUUCUGCUGGAUGAGCUUCACCAGCUACCAGACAGCGUUUGCCUGCCUAGGGCUCCUCAUUCAGCAGCUGAUCUUUUUCCACUGCAUCGUGGCCUUCGCCUUCCUGGUAGCAGUCCCCAUCCUGUAUGGCAGGAACCUGCUUCUCUUCCAAGUCUUGAAGAUGAUGUGGCCAUUUUGGUUGACCCUGGUGCUGGCGGUACUCCUGCAGAACCUGGCCGCUCGCUGCCUCUUCCUCAAAGACCACCUUGGACACCAAGAGCUGACCAACAGGAGAGCCUUUUACAUAGUGACCUUCCUGCUCUUCCCCAUUAAUGUGCUGGUGGGAGUCCUGGCAGGUGUCUGGAGGAUUGUCCUCUCCGCCCUCUACAACAUCGUCCACCUGUGCCUGCUGCACCUCAGUUUGCUGAAUCGAGGAGUGGAGACUCUUGACCCAGGUUACCGCACUUACUGCUAUUUCUUGAAAAUUGAGGUCAGCCAGUCACACCCAGUGAUGAAAGCCUUUUGUUCCUUGCUUCUCCAAUUAUCCUGCUCAAAGCCACUGAUGGGUCUGAAGUCCUGUGAUGUGGAAGAAGGGAUCCAACUGAUGCACACCAAGAAUCCAACAGUCAGCAGGGCCAGAUCAAGGCAAGCCCGAGCCAGAUGGUGGCUAACUUACACCCUCCUCCACAAUCCAGCCCUCCUGGCCUUCCGCAAGACUGUUCUCACUGACUCCCAGGCCAAUGGGAAGCAAUCCAGCCCCACACAGCCCUGAGGAAGGAGAGAGACACUCUGGUCUAUAACUCUAGCCAGGGAUGCCCCCUGGGCCCUUUCCUCUACCCUGUCAGAAAGUUCAGAUUACUCCUGCAUUGCUGCUCUGUUUCCUUCUCCAAGAGAUGCUGAAGGGCUUCUGACCCAUGGAGCAUCUGGCUGGCUGCCCUGGGCAGUAGGCUCUUACUGUGUGGACAUUACUUGCCAUGUUCCCAGGGAAAAGCUUGGUUGACCAGGUCUGGAAUCCCUCACUUCAUUUGGUGUUGCUUUGGAUUUUCAAAUUAGGAGACCCAGGCUGGCAUUUUAAUUCCUGGGUGGUUUGGAUCCUGCUGCCUACAGCUGAAAUGAGUUGGGUGAGCCCUGUUGUGGAUGCCUCUUCCAAGGGGAGACCCAAAGCUAGGAGUGAGGGCAGCUGGAGGCAUAUGUGGGGUUUUUUUUGGGGGGUGGGGGUUACGGAGGGGACUUCACGCUACAAGAGAUGUGGCAUUCUCAGCACAGCAGUUCUGAAAGGGGAACCUCUCUUAAUGGCCACUGCUCAAAUUGUUUCUAACUCUCAUCCUUUCAAUGUUCCUUUGGCUUUCAUGGAUUCCCAGAGGCCUUACCAAAACCUUCUGAGGAUGCUUCAGGUUCAUGUCUAUUCCAGGAACUAGUGCCACAUUCUGACCAGGGCAUCUCACCCAGUACAGAAGGGGCAGUCUUCUAGACCAUGGGCCCCUUAUGCCACCCAAUGAUUUGGGUGUUGUCACGAGCCUCAGAGGGCCCAUCCUGAGUCCGAACUACUUGGGUGACUCACCCCUCCCUCCUUCUCCUCCUCCUCCUCCCUCUCCUCCUCCUCCUCCCUCUUUUCCCUUUCCUCCUCACUUCACUUUUCAAAAGAAAACCAUGGCAAGUGGUGAAGUCUUGGCUAUUGUGCUGCUGCCUUCAAGUUUCAUAAGAUUUGUUGGAUAGAUUCCUGAUGGGGGAGGUUUAGGUAAAUUCUGUUCAGGGGGUAUAAGUGAGAGUAAAUGAUUUAGUUGGCAGCCAUAUCUGCCCUGAGACAGUUUUUUAUAUAGUUACUACUCAGUCUGGGCUGCCUCAUCCAAACAUGUAAACUUGAUAUCCUGAUAGUUUUUGUAGUUUUGUAUGUGUGUAUAUUACCAAAGAAGAAAAACUGUAUUUCCUCAAAUAAACAAAUCCAAAGGAGA
Messenger RNA from Ornithorhynchus anatinus (platypus), 3730 nucleotides. RefSeq names its product signaling receptor and transporter of retinol STRA6 (gene STRA6). The record is from RefSeq and is a predicted model, not a curated record. NCBI's taxonomy places the organism in Eukaryota, Metazoa, Chordata, Mammalia, Monotremata, Ornithorhynchidae. The coding region runs from base 526 to 2550 and encodes 674 amino acids. Gene Ontology annotation, biological process: vitamin A import into cell. Gene Ontology annotation, molecular function: signaling receptor activity; retinol transmembrane transporter activity. Gene Ontology annotation, cellular component: plasma membrane. The transcript has 19 exons.